UGUUUAGCGAUAAAAAGGAAUCUCCGUCCUAAAAUUCCAGAAUCGAUUAGGUUUUUCCGACCAGAAAACGCUGAGAGAUGCAAUUGGUGGCGCUAAAUCCGGCAUCCAUUCCCAGGUCGGCGACACACACCCUAGCCCUAGAGCCUUCCUCCUCUCGUCUUCUUUCUUCUGCUCAGAGUUUGAGCUCCCAACGCUCUUUACGUCUCGUAGCUAGGUCUCGUAAUCGAUUCCCACGAUUAUCUCAAAAUCUAUCGACUCGACGAUCCCAAGUUGUAAAGGCAGUGGCAACCCCAGACCCAGUCUUGGAAGUACCCUUGACAGAGGAAAAUGUUGAAAGCGUCUUGGACGAAAUCAGACCAUACCUUAUGUCUGAUGGUGGGAAUGUCGCACUGCAUGAGAUCGAUGGCAAUAUUGUUCGAGUGAAACUGCAGGGAGCUUGCGGUUCAUGCCCAAGUUCUGUUACGACAAUGAAGAUGGGUAUUGAGCGUCGCCUUAUGGAAAAGAUCCCUGAGAUAGUGGCUGUUGAAUCAGUUCCUGAUGAAGAGACUGGCCUUGAACUCAAUGACGAAAACAUUGAAAAGGUGCUGGAAGAAAUCAGGCCUUACUUGAUCGGAACAGCAGAUGGCUCCCUCGAAUUGGUGGAGAUUGAAGAACCGAUCGUGAAGAUAAGAAUCACAGGACCUGCUGCUGGAGUCAUGACCGUACGAGUAGCAGUAACUCAGAAACUCAGAGAGAAAAUUCCUUCAAUUGCAGCUGUUCAACUAAUAUGAACUUGUCUCUUUCUUUGUAUAGUUAUUAUAUGAUGUACAGAUACUGUGUUUGACAUUUGAUAUUUCUGCCCACAUGUUUUAUUUUAACU
Molecule: messenger RNA, 859 nt
Organism: Brassica oleracea var. oleracea
Lineage: Eukaryota; Viridiplantae; Streptophyta; Magnoliopsida; Brassicales; Brassicaceae
Product: nifU-like protein 2, chloroplastic
Exons: 4
Coding region: 78-770 (230 amino acids)
Biological process (GO): iron-sulfur cluster assembly
Cellular component (GO): chloroplast stroma; mitochondrion
Molecular function (GO): iron-sulfur cluster binding; iron ion binding
Source: RefSeq, a predicted model, not a curated record